Molecule: messenger RNA, 4205 nt
Organism: Sphaerodactylus townsendi
Lineage: Eukaryota; Metazoa; Chordata; Lepidosauria; Squamata; Sphaerodactylidae
Gene: AXL
Product: AXL receptor tyrosine kinase
Biological process (GO): positive regulation of phosphatidylinositol 3-kinase/protein kinase B signal transduction; platelet activation; cell migration
Cellular component (GO): signaling receptor complex
Molecular function (GO): protein binding; transmembrane receptor protein tyrosine kinase activity; ATP binding
Source: RefSeq, a predicted model, not a curated record
UUCUCCCACCCCACCCCUGCGCUAGUCCUGGCUCACAGCACACAGUUUUUUGAACAGUGUGUGUGGGAGUGGGUGAGUCAGGGGCAGAAGAGAGAAAAAAAGGAAGGGACUUUCUCCCCACGCUGUCUUCCUUGCACUUCUCUCGCUCAGUGGAGAAAUCAGCACUUUUGGAAACUGAGAGCACUUCAGAGAAGCUGAGCGGGGAGGAGGAAGUUCUUCUGAUGCGGAGAUUUAUAUUUGCCCAAGCUUGUCUUGGGAAGCGGAGCACAGUGUGACGACGAGGAGGAGGAGGAGGAGAGAUCAGGUGUAGCUUUUGAAAAGCGGAGUGGGAAGGAAGCGAGGGUGCCCGGUGGGUGCCAAGAAUCCCACUUGGAAAAUCAAGGCAGAGAACAGUUUGUCACUCUCUUGGGUCCCUUGGGAUUGCCUCUCCCCCCCCCACCCUUUUUCUCCCCCCCCCCUCUUUCUGUUGUUCUAUCAGCAAAAAAGUGUCACGCUGGGAAGUUAUUCUGGAUUUCCACCAGGCUGGUUGGCUGCUUGAAUUUCUCCUUUGGAGCCUUCGCCGGAGGACUCUCGUGGGUGCUGACUUCACCCGCCGGUUUCGUCAUUUGUUUUCCAGGAUCCCUUUUUCUUUUUGGAUUUAGAGUCAGGCAGCAAAUUUGGGAAUCCGAUCACUGGAGAAAGAAAACGUCUCUGCCGCAGGCUGUCUCCAAUGAACCACUAAGACGGCCCCAGGAGCUGAGAUUCGGUGGGAGAAUGGAUCGGCUCAGCGACUCUUUCCUCUUCUGCCUGCUGGUUUGGUGGAUGGGCGUCCCUACUCACCAAGAAGUUAUCUACUUCCUGGAAGGCCCUUUCAACCUGACGUCUUCCUUGGGCAAGGAUGUGAAGCUGUCGUGUUCCAUCCGCACCACUGGCGAGCCGCUGGAGGUCAGCUGGAUCCGCGAUGGCGCCGUGCUGGAGCUCGCUGAGAGUAACCAGGUUCAGUUCCCCCUGGAUGAGGAGGUGUGGAUGACCACCAGUGUGCUGAGCAUCCCUUCUGUGCAGCUUUCAGACAUGGGAAAUUACCAGUGUGCGGUGUCGGUGAACGGCUCUGAUGUCCUCUCUGCCAAAGCCUAUUUGGGACUGGAAGGUCUCCCCUUUUUUGCCGACGAGCCCCAAGACCUGGAGGUGACGGCCGGGACUCCUUUCAACCUCACCUGUGGAGCUCAGGGUCCUCCGGAUCCAGUGCAAGUGAUAUGGUUGCAGGACAGCAUUCCUCUCAACUUACUGGGUGACCCUCUGUCCCGGACCCCUUCGGCACUGGCUGUCAGAGCAUUGAAUGGAUCAAGUGAUUAUUUAUGUGAACUUAUUUCUCCUUUGGGGAUCACGACUUCUUGUACAUGUACCCGUCCCGUGGUACCCGGGCGGCCACGAGCCUUAAGACUUGUGCACCCCACUGACCACAGCUUGGAAGUAGCGUGGGAGCCCGGUCCGAGUGGAGCCUAUGCGCUGGAGGUUUGCACCAUUCAGGCUGUGCGUUCGGACGAAGACCUCAGCACGGUCUCCGAGAGGGCACUCUAUAACCAGAACCUCAACGUUCCCCCCUUCAGUCACUCCCUGGUUGCCCUGACCCCCUUCACCCACUACCACGUGCGUGUGUCCUGUCGAUCCCGAGAGGGCAACUCCCCCUGGACCCACUGGGUUGCUAUGGAAACCCUGGAAGGAGUGCCGACAGCUGCCCCGGAGAACAUCACGGCCUUUCAAAAUGGUACCUGCACCGUCGUCCAGUGGGCGGAGCCAGGAGGCGCCAUCAAUGGAAUCCUGCGCGGGUACAAGCUCGUCUGUCAGAGAGGCGACUCGCCUGAGGUGGUUGUGGAUGUGGGCCUGACCAAUGAGAGAAUCUUGGAGUGGAACUCGUCCGUGAGGAAUCUGACCAUACGAGUCGCAGCUUACACGGGGGCAGGCGACGGACCUUGGAGUAAUGCUGUCAUGGUUUCCCCCUUGGGUUUUGAUGAAUUUUCACUACAAGCUCAGCAAGUAGAAAAGGCUGCUCCUGCCUUCUCCUGGCACUGGUGGUACGUGGUGAUCGCUGUUGUAGUAGCCGCAGCAGCUGCCAUCUUCAUCAUCAUCUUCUUGACACGGAUGAGGAGGAAGGAAACACGAUAUGGGGAAGCCUUCGAACCCAGCGUGGAGCAGGGAGAGCUGGUGGUUCACUACCGUGUCCGCAAAUCGUAUAGUCGCCGAACCACGGAAGCUACCUUGAACGGCCUGGGGAUUAGCGAGGAGCUGAAAGAGAAGCUGUUGGGACGUGAUGAUCGAUAAGCCACAAAGGUGGCCCUGGGAAACCCUCGAGGAGAAGGAGAAUUCGGCUCGGUCAUGGAGGGGCAGCUCAGCCAAGACGGGGCAGUCCGGAAAGUUGCUGUUAAGACCAUGAAGAUCGCCAUCUGCACCCGUAGCGAGAUGGAGGAUUUCCUCAGCGAAGCAGUCUGUAUGAAGGACUUCGACCACCCCAACGUCAUGAAGCUGAUUGGUGUUUGUUUACAAAACACAGAAAGCGAAGGGUAUCCCUCCCCGGUGGUGAUUUUGCCCUUCAUGAAACAUGGGGACCUCCACAGCUUCCUGUUAUAUUCCCGGCUUGGGGACACCCCACUGUACCUGCCAACGCAGACCCUGGUCAAGUUUAUGACAGACAUUGCCAGUGGGAUGGAGUAUCUCAGUAGCAAGAACUUCAUUCAUCGUGACCUUGCUGCCCGCAAUUGCAUGCUAAACGAGAGCAUGACCGCUUGUGUGGCCGAUUUUGGCCUCUCCAAGAAGAUCUACAACGGGGACUAUUACCGGCAAGGUCGUAUCUCUAAGAUGCCCGUAAAGUGGAUCGCCAUUGAGAGUCUGGCAGAUCGGGUUUACACAAUCAAGAGUGACGUGUGGUCAUUCGGCGUCACCAUGUGGGAAAUAGCGACACGAGGCCAAACGCCAUACCCCGGUGUGGAAAACAGCGAGAUUUACGACUACCUACGCCAAGGCAACCGCCUCAAACAGCCAAUCGACUGCCUAGAUGGCCUAUACGAACUUAUGAUGAGCUGUUGGGCCCUCAACCCCCGCGACCGUCCCAGCUUUGAGGUCUUGCACGAAGCUCUGGAGAAGAUCCUGAAGUCCCUCCCUCCCGCCAAGGACCCCGAAGAGAUCCUCUACGUCAACAUGGACGACGGGGCGGCCACCGAGGAAGUGGAGCUGGGGGCCGUCGGGGGCCUGGGGCCCGAGGAGCCCCCUGCCAAGGAGAUACAGCCCCUGAAGCCCGCGGUGAUAGCAGCUGAAGUGCAUCGUCCUCAGGCGAUGGGCCGCUACGUGAUGUGCCCGACUCCGCACGAGAGCAGCCGGCUGCUGAACGACAACCCUGCCUGUGCCGCCACGGAGGAAGGGGCUUGAUUGCAGCCCGUGGUCCGGAGGGGAGGGAGGUUUCAAGCAACGCUGCCGGCAAAGUCCCUGUGUAAAGCCCCGCCUCUGUGAGGAGGGGGUUCAUUGGACACCUCGCAAUUGAUCCUCCCCCCCUUUCCCAGAAUGAACCACUACCCCUGGCCCAUUUGCCCUUUGGGGAUGAUGGGAGCGAGGCUUCCUCCCCGGGACGAACCUCGUGCCUUUCGCGGAUGGGCUCGGGCUCACCGAGUCGUCGCGGGGGUCUUCCUCCCCUCCCCGCACCCCACCAACGAUCCUUUCCCGCAUCACCAACCUGAGGCAGAGACACCCUCUGUGUGGACCCUGGGAUGCAGACAUGAGGGAUGUGAGGAGAAGCCGUCUCAGGUCGUAGCGGGACGAGCACGGCAGGUAUCCCGGGUCGCCCAUUUCCCCCUCCCCACAGUUAACGGGAUCACAGCAACCUCCACUCUGUGGUUCGGUUGUAACUGGCUGCCACACAGCCAAAGGGAAUGAGGGUGGCCGCCCUGUUCCUUUGCUAGCCCUGCUUUUGCACCUUGAGGCGCGGCAGCACUGAAUUUCCGGCACCUUUGGCUGCUGUUAACGCACAGGGGCGGGGCCAGCAUGACGCAGGCCACCCUAACGGGUGCUCUGGGCCUAGCCAAACAAAAACCAUACAUGCCUUCCUCCCAAAGGCCCUCUCUGGGAGCAGCAGUGGCGUAGUGGUUAAAAGCAGGUGUACUCCAAUCUGCAGGGACCGGGUUUGAUUCCCCGCUCUGCCGCCUGAGCUGUGGAGGCUUAUCUGGGGAAUUCAGAUUAGC